Messenger RNA from Branchiostoma belcheri (Belcher's lancelet), 2841 nucleotides. RefSeq lists its product as uncharacterized. Lineage: Eukaryota; Metazoa; Chordata; Leptocardii; Amphioxiformes; Branchiostomatidae. Gene Ontology annotation, cellular component: endoplasmic reticulum. Bases 110 to 2716 code for a protein of 868 amino acids. Gene Ontology annotation, molecular function: calcium ion binding. The transcript has 21 exons. The record is from RefSeq and is a predicted model, not a curated record. Gene Ontology annotation, biological process: calcium-ion regulated exocytosis.
UUCUCACGGGUUUGGUAUAUUAGGACUGCAGGUUUCUGGAUUCGUUGCUUCCUACAGCCCAAGAUUCAAGAUUGUCGAGACUUGAACAUUGUAACUUCAACAACCAACCAUGGCUCCCUUCCUUCUGUUUUUCGUUGCCUUGGCAACUGCUUCGCCAUUGAAGAGGCAGAUGUCGGCCAUCGACGCCGACGGUGACGGUCUCAUCUCCCGGCCCGAGGUCCAUAACGUCAUGACCCUGCAGAACGCACUCGUCGCGUUGGACGCCGUGGACGGCGACCACGGCUUUACCGAGCAGGAGACCACCGACUUCUUCGGCGACUCUUCUCUGUACGCGCAGUGGAACACCAACGGGGACGACCACCUCAGCUUCGGCGAAGUGCACCACGCCAUCACGCUGGACGGCAUGUUCGACUGGUUCGACACCAACGGAGACGGGUUCCUUGAAGGCACGGAGGCUGACAAGGUUGUGUACGUCUACGAUCUCAUGGUCGCUCAGGGAAUCCACCACGGAAACUUCCGGAGUCAUCAUCAUUUGGACGCCGACCAAGACGGUCAAGUUAGCCUUCUGGAGGCGAUGAACGGCAUUGAUGUUGAGCAGGCCAUUAACGCUUUGGACUCCAACGGUGACGGGAUGUUCACCCAGACACAGGCCCUGCAGUUUAUGGACCAUCACAUGUUCGCCGUGCUCGACACCAACCAUGACCAUCAGCUGAGCUUCGACGAAAUCAGAACCGGCCUGACCGUUCAAGAUCUUUUCAACUUCUAUGACCAAAACGAUGACGGUUUCCUGACCGGUACAGAGGUGGACCAGAUGCAGUACAUCUGGGACUCCAUCCACGGACACGGAAACAACCGAAUGCAUCACGAGUUGGACGCCAACGGUGACGGCCAAGUGACCCAACAGGAGGCUACUCAGGGCAUCCAUUUCAACCAGGCCCUCCAUGCCAUUGACAGCGACGGUGACGGAAGUCUGACCCAGACACAGGCUCUGCAGUUUCUGGACCAUCAUUACUUCAACAGCCUCGACACCAACCAUGACCACGAACUCAGCAUCGACGAAAUCUCCGCCGGAAUGACGCUUAACCAGCUUUUCAACAUUCACGAUCACGACAAUGACGGUGUCCUGACUGGUUCAGAGGCGGACGGGUUCCAGUUUCUGUGGAACGCGGUUCACGGUCACGGUCACAACCGCAGGCAGGCAACAGGCAUCGACGCCGACGGAGACGGUCUCAUCUCCCGGCCCGAGGUCCAUAACGUCAUGACUCUGCAGAACGCACUCGUCGCCCUGGACGCAGUUGACGGCGACCACGGCUUUACCGAGCAGGAGACCACCGACUUCUUCGGCGACUCUACUCUGUACGCGCAGUGGAACACCAACGGGGACGACCACCUCAGCUUCGGCGAGGUGCACCACGCCAUCACCCUGGACGGCAUGUUCGACUGGUUCGACACCAACGGAGACGGGUUCCUUGAGGGCGCGGAGGCGGACAAGGUUGUGUACGUGUAUGACCUCAUGGUCGCUCAGGGAAUCCACCACGGAAACUUCCGGAAUCAUCACGAGUUGGACGCCAACAACGACGCCCAUAUCUCCAAGCCGGAGGUUAUGAACGCCUUCACUCUGGAGCAGGCCCUUGUCGCUUUGGACACAAACGGUGACAUGCAGUUUACCGUCGACGACGCCUUGCAGUUUAUUGAUCAUCACUACUUCAACGUCCUCGACACCAACCAUGAUCACGUCAUCGACUUCAACGAAAUUCUCACCGGAACCACCUUGUCGGAACUGUUCGACUUCUAUGAUGAAAACAGUGAUGGUUUCUUGUACGGUACGGAGGCAGACAUCAUGAUCUACGUUUACAACGAGAUCCAAAACUCCAUCGUUGUAACUUCACCGCCCGCAACUGCAGAUCCUAACACUGUUGCUCCAUUCCGUGUCAUCCCGAGAGUCCUAGACACCAACAACGAUGCCCACAUCUCCAAGCCGGAGGUUCUGAACGCCUUUACUCUGGAACAGGCCCUCAUCGCUUUGGACACCAACGGAGACCAACAGUUUACCGUUGACGACGCCCUGCAGUUUAUUGAUCAUCACUACUUCAACGUUCUUGACACCAACCAUGACCACGUCAUCGACUUCAACGAAAUUCUCACCGGAACCACCUUGUCGGAACUGUUCGACUUCUAUGAUGAAAACAGUGACGGUUUCCUGUAUGGUACGGAGGCUGACAUCAUGAUCUACGUCUACAACGAGAUCCAAAACUCCAUCGUUGUAACUUCACCGCCCGCAACUGCAGAUCCUAACACUGUUGCUCCAUUCCGUGUCAUCCCGAGGGUACUGGACACCAACAACGAUGCCCAUAUCUCCAAGCCUGAGGUUCUGAACGCCUUUACCUUGGAACAGGCCCUUGUCGCUCUGGAUACCAACGGUGACAUGCAGUUCACCGUUGACGACGCCCUGCAGUUUAUUGACCAUCACUACUUCAACGUUCUUGACACCAACCAUGACCACGUCAUCGACUUCAACGAAAUUCUCACCGGAACCACCUUGUCGGAACUGUUCGACUUCUACGAUGAAAAUAGCGAUGGUUUCUUGUAUGGUACGGAGGCUGACAUCAUGAUCUACAUCUACAACGAGAUCCAAAACUCCAUCGUGCCAACAAAUGCAGUGGUGACGGGAACUCCGGCCACUGGCACCGACUUCCCUAACACUGUAUUUUUCUAAACUUGUGGUGACCAGACGACCUCAUCAUGCUGACUUCUUCUUAUCUUCUGUACCAGCAGCAAAACUCACAGCUGGAUUGACAACUUUUAUUAAACACAUCAAUAAAUAAAGGAAAUACGUGGUUU